This is a messenger RNA of Alligator sinensis (Chinese alligator), 936 nucleotides long. Its product is annotated as olfactory receptor 1440-like. The transcript has a single exon. Gene Ontology annotation, cellular component: membrane. Gene Ontology annotation, molecular function: odorant binding; G protein-coupled receptor activity; olfactory receptor activity. Gene Ontology annotation, biological process: sensory perception of smell; G protein-coupled receptor signaling pathway. The coding region runs from base 1 to 936 and encodes 311 amino acids. The record is from RefSeq and is a predicted model, not a curated record. NCBI's taxonomy places the organism in Eukaryota, Metazoa, Chordata, Crocodylia, Alligatoridae.
AUGGUCAAAGAAAACUGCAGCCAAGUGACUGAAUUCCUUUUCACAGAAUUCACAGCUGAUCCAGCUAUUCAGGUCAUGCUCUUUAUGCUGUUCCUUGGGAUCUAUCUCACUACAAUGGUAGGAAACCUUGGCAUCAUUUUCUUAAUCAGGGCUGACUACCAACUUCACACCCCCAUGUAUUAUUUCCUUGGUAAUUUAGCUUUUGUAGAUAUUUGUUAUUCCACUCUCAUCACUCCCAAAUUGAUGGCUGAUUUGAUAACAAAAAGGAAAGCCAUUUCUUAUGCUGGGUGUGCAGUCCAGGUCUUUACUUUGUGUCUCUUUGGAGUUACAGAGUGCAUCCUCCUGGCUACAAUGGCUUAUGACCGGUAUGUGGCCAUUUGUACUCCGCUAGUGUAUUCCGUUAUCAUGUCCCCAAGACUCUGUGUCCAGCUGGUCAUUGGGUCAUUCUUAGCUGGGUGGGUAAAUGCAGUAACACAAACAGCAGGCAUGUUACAGUUAACCUUCUGUGGCUCCAAUGUCAUUGAUCUGUUCUUCUGUGACAUCUCUCCAUUGUUAUCACUUUCCAACUCUGACACAACUAUCAAUCAUAUAGUCAUACUAGUUGUAACCGUUGUAUUUGGGGUGUUCAGUAUCCUGAUUGUCCUCAUCUCCUACAUUUUCAUCCUCUCUACCAUCUUGAGGAUCCACUCUACUAAGGGUAAAUGCAAAGCCUUCAGCACCUGUGCCUCUCAUUUUAUGGCUGUGAGUGUUUUCUAUGGGACCUGUCUCUGCAUUUAUUUAAAAUCCAACUCAAACAAUUCUCAGGCAAAGGACAAAGUGCUCUCAGUGUUCUACACAGUGGUGACCCCCAUGCUGAAUCCCCUGAUCUACAGCCUGAGGAACAAGGAGGUGAAGGAUGCCCUCAGAAAAGUCAUAAAUAAAAAAUGUUACUUUUAA